This is a messenger RNA of Rotaria sordida, 1808 nucleotides long. NCBI's taxonomy places the organism in Eukaryota, Metazoa, Rotifera, Eurotatoria, Philodinida, Philodinidae. The record is from the annotation of a GenBank genome assembly.
AUGGGAGCACAAUCUUCAAGUUAUAAAAUACUCUAUGGAGAAAGAUUGGGUCAAUGGGAGGGUUUGCCUGGAUUUUUUAGUCUAUGGAGAGAUAGAGAUGAUGCUGAUUUUGAGGCAACACGUACUCUGGAUCCUGAUCAUCGUGCAUCUCCACUAUUCAAAUUACAAGGUUAUUUUCUGCUUGGUAGUUAUCGAAUUGUCCUUCGUGACUAUUCAUCCGAACGUCAAAUCACCGUCAUCGAAAACUGCUCUUCCCGACCAGAUGCACGACUUGCUUAUGAAUCACUCUUAAGUGUACUUCAAGACGAAGAUAUGCGAAGACCUGAAACAGUAGCGCGAGCACUUCGGCGACAUCACACUCCAAUCGGAGGUCGAUUUCAACAUGUAGGAAAUCCCGCUCAUAAUCGAUUUCCUGAAGCGAUGCUUCAGCCAGUCGAUGCUAGCUGGAAUCCCGUUGAUUUUGAAGCUGAUAUUAUUCUUGUUCAUGGUCUCGAUGGAGAUCCCAUGAGCACUUGGACAAAUCGAGCUGAUCCUACUCCUUCAAUUGGAGUCAAUGCUGGAAAUCUGACUCGAUUGGCUGAUUUAAAUCAAUUUUUUUUGAACAGUAAUAUUCCAUUUCUUAAUUUUUCCGAAGGUACUAUCACUCCGCAGAUAUGGUGGGCCUGGCUGGUGAAUGUUGUUAUUGUUUCUGAUGCGCAAACUUACAUGAAUGCACCAGAUAUUGUAACAGGGGCUGAUUUAGCUGGCCAAUUGGCAUUGAACAUCCUUCCAGCUCGAGUUCAUUAUCAUUAUCCUGAUUGCCAUCAUCUAGACAUCGCUAAACCUAGUACUCGUGAAAAUCCUACUUAUCAUUAUACAAAAAUAUAUGUCGCACACUGGAUUCGACGGCGUCCCGUAGCUGAUAAUCUUCAAGGAGUUACUGAUUGGGAUCAGUAUGCUGGUCGUAUUGUUAAUACAGUUCGACUCUAUGCAGUCGUGAUAGAAAGCAUUGCCAAUAAUUGCUUUACUCAAAGGCUGAUCUGCGUCAUGGGUAGAGAACAGGUGACAACCAUGCUGACUUCUUUAUCCGGCGAGGUCUCAACUGUACUUGCCUCCACGACUAUCAAUCAGUUGCUGAUUCCCGCACCACUCUUUUCUGGUUUACUCGUGAUUAGUGCUCUGGAAGCGGCCGCCAUCGGUUGUGGGAUUGGAGGGCCGAUGGGCGCGUUAUUAGGUGGUAUCGCAGGUGGUGUGUCUGCUCUGACAGCUCUCGCACUUCCUUCAAGACUGAGUGAUAAUGUUCGCAAUUUGCUGAGGAGCAAUAUCACUACACUACAAGAAGUAGUGAAUGUGGUCAGCAGAUAUGUAAUACCCGACUUCGAGGCUGCACUGGCAACCGCUGUCUCUCAGCAAGAUUUAGAAGCGACUCUCAAUAAUCUUUGUCGAAACGUCACUCAAACUAUUUGCAGUGUAUUUCUUCAGCCAACUUCACCAUCCACAACAUUUGAAGAUCCUGCUUUGAUUCGGAAAGCCGCUCGUCAACAUCAUGAUUUACUGUUUCAAGCCGAGAUGGUCGUUACCCAGUUAUCCACACAGAUGGCAGAAGGAACUGAGAUCCGAAAUGAUGAAGACGAACGCAGAGUGCGAGAAAUCCUCACUGAUGACUUUAUUCGUGAUGCACUUCGAACCGACGUCAUUCCUGCUCCGCAAUAACUUUUUCGAGAGGUGUACGACACAGUCAGAAAAAGAUUUAUUUAAAUAAAAGCUGCCGAUUCUGAACAUACAAAACGAAUGAAGGGGUGUGGGUGUGGGUGUGGGUGUGGGUGUGG